ACACAACUUUGCGUCGUUGAAGAAGAGUACCUAAUUUUGUCCUGUGAAUUUUCUGCAAUUUUAUAGAAUAUAAUGUCUCAAAGGUUUGCUCCUGGUCAGCCAGGGCAAUCACCAGUGCCUGGGCAACCUCGUUAUCAACCACCACCACCUCAAGCAGCCGGUAUGCGUCCGUACGCUGCAGGAACUGGUUUUCCGCAAAGGGGAUUUCCUCUUCAUCCCAGCAAUCCCCAACCUGUGCAGACCAAUACAAAUUCACCUGGUGGCCCACCGCUACACCAGCGUGCCACUCAGCCGGGUUUUCAAAGUGGUUUACGUGGAACAGGUAGUGGUGGGGGCAGUAAACGGUCUGCCGAAUCACGUACUGUAAGCACUACACAAGGUAAAAGUGAAUUUUCAGCCGCAAAAAAGAAAAAGAAGUUGGCCGACAAAAUUUUGCCACAGAAGGUACGUGAUCUGGUACCAGAGUCUCAAGCUUAUAUGGAUUUGCUAACUUUUGAAAGGAAAUUAGAUACAACUAUAAUGAGAAAACGUUUGGAUAUACAGGAAGCACUAAAGCGACCCAUGAAACAAAAGCGUAAAUUGCGAAUUUUCAUCUCAAAUACUUUUUAUCCUAGCAAAGAACCGACGAAUGAUGGUGAUGAGGGUUCGGUUGCAUCUUGGGAACUUCGAGUGGAAGGGCGAUUGUUGGAGGAUGGUAAGGGUGAUCCAAAUACAAAAAUAAAAAGAAAAUUUUCAUCAUUUUUUAAGUCACUUGUCAUUGAACUCGACAAGGAGUUGUAUGGACCAGACAAUCAUUUGGUUGAGUGGCACCGUACUCAUACGACACAAGAGACCGAUGGUUUCCAAGUUAAAAGACCUGGUGAUCGAAACGUACGAUGCACCAUACUUCUGUUGUUGGAUUAUCAACCAUUACAAUUUAAGUUGGAUCCACGUUUAGCACGUCUGCUGGGUGUUCAUACACAAACCCGGCCUGUAAUAAUAUCUGCCCUGUGGCAGUAUAUAAAGACUCACAAGCUGCAAGACGCCCAUGAAAGGGAAUACAUAAAUUGUGACAAGUAUUUAGAACAAAUCUUUGGUUGCCAACGCAUGAAAUUUGCCGAAAUUCCUCAAAGACUCAAUCCUCUUUUACAUCCACCGGAUCCAAUUGUAAUUAAUCAUUUCAUUGAAAGCGGAGCUGAAAAUAAACAGACAGCAUGCUAUGACAUCGAUGUUGAAGUAGACGAUACUCUUAAAAACCAAAUGAACAACUUCCUUAUGAGCACUGCCAAUCAGCAGGAAAUACAAGGUCUUGAUGCUAAAAUUCACGAAACCGUGGAAACGAUCAGUCAAAUGAAAACUAAUCGGGAAUUCUUCCUUAGUUUUGCUAAAGAUCCUCAAACAUUCAUACAGCGAUGGAUAGUUAGUCAAACGCGCGAUUUGAAGGCAAUGACCGAUGUGGCCGGUAAUCCGGAAGAGGAACGCCGUGCUGAAUUUUAUUAUCAGCCUUGGACCCACGAAGCCGUGUCUCGUUAUUUCUUCACUAAAGUCAAUCAGAAACGUGCUGAACUUGAACAAGUACUGGGUAUACGAAAUGGUUAAGGAUAACGUUUUACGUUUGUUCCCCACUUUCGGUUUAGUUUUAAUACUUAUCUGUCUAAUUUAAUUAUUUUGUCAUAUAAGUCAGACGGACUCAUUUAAAUAUAUAAAAUAAUGUUAAGGGAUAGCAUUGCAUUGUAAGAGAUGUGCGAUUAAAAGAAUAAUCAAACGUUAAGACUAAUCAAUUUAUCGUUUAAUCAACAUUCCUGAGUUAACAGAACUAUAACUAAUCAAUUUGAAAUUAUGUUUUUUUAAAUUGGAAUAGAUUUAUUGAAGGCAAAUUUAAUCAAGAAAUAAAAUCGAAUCCUGUAAACAAAGUGUAUGAUUUAUCGAAUACAAAAUUUGAUUAGUCAGGAUGUUUGAUUAAUCGAUUAUCAGCGCAUCACCAAUUGUAACAAUUUUAUUGCAUAAUUUCUUUUUCAAUAUAAAUAUUAAUUUAAAUUCAAAGCUAAAUUUAUAUGUUUCCAAAAGAAUAAACAUUAAUAUAAUUAAGAAAAA
Molecule: messenger RNA, 2073 nt
Organism: Calliphora vicina (urban bluebottle blowfly)
Lineage: Eukaryota; Metazoa; Arthropoda; Insecta; Diptera; Calliphoridae
Gene: Bap60
Product: Brahma-associated protein 60
Exons: 3
Coding region: 73-1578 (501 amino acids)
Biological process (GO): regulation of transcription by RNA polymerase II
Cellular component (GO): SWI/SNF complex; nucleus
Molecular function (GO): transcription coregulator activity
Source: RefSeq, a predicted model, not a curated record